Bursaphelenchus okinawaensis is the source of this 1583-nucleotide messenger RNA. The record is from the annotation of a GenBank genome assembly. Lineage: Eukaryota; Metazoa; Nematoda; Chromadorea; Rhabditida; Aphelenchoididae.
AUGGUUAGCAUAACAAUAGGUAGGUGAUAUGUAAGAGUAGAGAACUGUGAGGUAGAUGGCACUUUAUCAAUAGAAACUGUGGUACGUGAUAUGUAUAAGGUGUACUAGAGCAAAUUAUGUAUAGUAUGUUGUCGUACUGGGAAUCACAUUUGGGAGGUGAUGUGUCUGUCACAAAUGUCACAUUUUAUUUGUCUACACAUAGUUUGGAUAGGAUUACAUUGCACUUUUACUAUAGUAGAAAGGUUAUAUUUUUGUGGUUUUUUGAUUUUUGAUGACUAGAAUAUGACUUGAGUUUGUGUCAUUGCAUAAGUACAGUAGACUUUUGUUAUAACGCCUAGCUUAAGUUGCACUACCUUGUCCGACUACAUUCUACUCUACUUUACACUACCUUAACCUACUCUACCUUAACACCAUACCUUGCUCUGCUUUAUAUUAUCUUACCUUACCGUAGACCACCCACCCAACCGAGUCUCAUAGUACUUAUUAACAUAUCUAACGACUGUCACCAUAGUAAACAUAUUUAUAUUUCAGGAAAAACACGAGCAGUUACUGAAAGAAGAAGGCCAAAUUGUACAGAAAGGAUUGGAGGUUACAAAACAAUUACUCAAAUGGUACGAAGACCGCAUCCAAAGCCUGGAGAAGCGAAAGCGAAUGCUAAAUAAGGGCAUGGUGGCAUUGGUAAGUAAUAUAAUGUAUUUUUAUGGCAUUAUAUUACCCUUAACAUAUGAUUUUUAAUUUUUGCUACGACAGUUGCUCUAUCUGCCUAGAAGGCUCAUCUAACAGAAAACAAAGAGCAGAAGCACAUUUUAUAUUAUAUAAUAUAAUACAUAACCUACACCCUAAUCUAUAACAAUGCCAUUUAUAAUGUUGCAGGACUCGGCCGUGCACGAGCAAAAGCUCAACUUCCAACGUGCCCAAAUCACGGCAUUAAACAGGCGAAUGUGCACAUUAAUGGCAUUCAACGAAAAGGGCUUUCCAUCCCAUGACAAUCUACAACACAUUCGGAAUCCAGUAAAACCUCCAGAGAACUCGAAUUACUCUGUCGUCGAACAACCAGCAACAACAGCGAUGCAACUUCUGAAACAGAACAAGAAGCUGGCAGAAGAAUUAGAAGCCAAAAGUAGACAGAUCGACAUUUUACAGAGAGAGAAGAGGCUACAGGACUUGAGGGACAUCGAGAAACAGAGAAAUUGCAAUAAACGGUAAGUAUGGGCCAUAUAUGGGUAUUACAUUUUUGAAAUUCUUGUUAAAAAAUUUUGAAAAUCUUAUGAAUUUUUAGUUGGUAAUGCCAAAAAUGGCAAAAAACGUUAAAAUGCGAAAAUUUUUAAGAAAAAAUUCUUAAAAUAAAAAAAAAAUUUUAAUUUUUGGAAUUGAAAUUCAGUUCCUUAUGGCUAGGUUUUACACAACAACUUUCUUUUACUAAACAAUGUACUAAAAGUGAUCACAAAUUUCUGGCCUACCUAUUAUAAUAUUUCAGAGACGUUCCCAACUACAUUCACCGCCCAGCCGCUUUGGUAAGACCAGCCGUGGCUACAAAAAACUACUCACAAAUCCCAUUGAAGGUUCAUGAUACUUUACUGUGA